UCUCUCUCUCUCUCUACACCUCUCAUCGCCAGGGCAGCAGCUACGGGUGUCAUUUCAUGGAUCUAGUUUUUUUUCGUGCGGACGCGGGUUCUCGGUGUGCUGCCGCGGAAGCAUCCAUUUAUUUUUGGCUUCUGACAUUAACGCUCGCCCUUUAGUGCGAUGGCGUCGGUGUCUGACCGCAGCUCUCCGUCCGUCUCCUGGCGCUCCAUGUGCUCGUGAUGGAGAACCGGACCAACGAGCAGUGACCCACUCGGGGCCAGGGUUGUGUCAUUGAAGAGAACAAACUGUUCCCGUCAGCGACCCGCUGUGAGGGGAGAGCUUGUGCAGCCUCGCUGCUCAAUCGGAAUCAAAGCCACCAUGACCAAAGAGGAGGAGGAGGAGGCCCCCGACUGGGUGGGGGCCCAGGAGUUCUACGAAAAGUACGAGACCAAGGAGGUCCUGGGAAGGGGAGUGAGCAGCGUGGUGCGUCGCUGCGUCGACAAGAGGACGUCUCGGGAGUACGCGGUGAAGAUCAUAGACAUCACCUCCUCGGACAAGAUGACCCCGCAGGAGAUCGAGGAGAUCCGAGAGGCCACGGUGAAGGAGAUCGACAUCCUGAAGAUAGUCUGCGGGCGGGACAACAUCAUACAGCUCAAAGACUGCUACGAGUCCCACGCCUUCUACUUCCUGGUUUUUGACCUGAUGAAGAGAGGUGAACUUUUCGACUACCUCACAGAGAAAGUUACUCUGAGUGAGAAAGAAACCCGGAACAUCAUGCGUGCUCUCCUGAAGGUGGUCCAGUUUCUCCACGGCCAAAACAUCGUCCACCGGGACCUGAAGCCCGAGAACAUCCUUUUAGACGACGAGAUGAACAUAAAACUCACCGACUUUGGCUUCGCCGUGCAAAUCCAGCCGGGACAGAGGCUCAAAGAGGUGUGUGGCACUCCUGGUUACCUCGCUCCUGAGAUCAUCGAGUGCUCCAUGGACGCCGCGCACGCAGGAUAUGGUACCGCUGUGGACAUAUGGAGUUCGGGGGUGAUCAUGUACACGCUACUCGCAGGCUCUCCUCCCUUCUGGCACAGGAAACAGAUGAUGAUGCUGCGUAUGAUCUUGUCUGGUAGCUAUGACUUCUCGUCUCCAGAGUGGGAGGACCGCUCGGACACUGUUAAAGACUUGAUCUCCCGGAUGCUCGUGGUGGACCCGAAGCAUCGAUACACAGCUGCAGAUGCCCUCAACCACUCGUUCUUUUCUCAGUAUGUGGUGAAUGAAGUACGGCAGUUCACUCCAUACAGGCGAUUCAGGGUCAUCUGCAAGACUGUUCUCGCAACUAUGCGCAUCUACUGCAACUACCGCCGUGCCAAACCAGUCACCAAAGAGGUGAUCGUGAGCGACCCGUACGCUAUCAAGCCCAUCCGCAAGCUCAUCGACGCCUGUGCGUUCAAGAUCUACGGCCACUGGGUCAAAAAGGGUCAGACUCAGAACAGAGCAGCACUCUUUGAGAACACUCCCAAGGCCAUCCUGCUGUCCAUGGCUGCAGAGGCCGACCAGCCGGUGCACCUCAUCUGGUGAUGGCUGCGGGUUACAGAUCUGCUCUGGUAGCUUUAAACAAAUGACAACAGUACAUUGUUAAUUGAAGUUGGUCUUGAGUCGAGUUUAAAAUGCAGCACUGUUGGGAUAUAUUUGGACGACAACACUGUCUGAAAGAUUGAAGUUACAGAUUAACUGGUAAAAUGGCAGUUAAUAUUUAUUUUCCUAUUAGCCAAAUCUCAACUGCCUUUUGAAUGUAAAUGGACAUCUGAUGCCGAUUUUUCCUUUUUCUAUGGUGCUUAUGAAAUUUAAGUUAUCAACCUUAGCUAAAUGUAGAAAAGGAGAAUACAAAAGACCCAUUCAUGAAAACAUUUACAAGUUUAUUACAAAAGUCUGUACAGCUUUGCCUCAAAGGCAGAUGGUGCUAGUCUUGCUUUCCCUUGUGGACCUGUAGAUUGAAAAAAGAAAAGCAUUUAAGUUAAAAAGAUCACAGCAGAUUGACACUUAUUUGGAUAUUUCAGUCAACAACGGUAGUGCAGAACCUUCAUUUUUCAGAUGUAUUGUACUCAAACCUGCAUAAUCGGAUGAGGCCGAAGGAUGCACUCACCCAGUCAUUUAGCAGAAAUGAGACUAGGCUUUUGCAUGGUGUCUGACUGUAUCCACCACGGACCAGCUGGAACAGAAUUCGUCCAUGCCUCAGUGGCAACUUAUCACCACCGGGAAUAAUUGUGUUGCAUGUCAGGGUAGCGCGUGUGUGUGUGCGCGAGCAAACCUACCGUCCCUGGGACUUUUCGUUGUAGCAAUUUAGUGCACUACUGCACUUAAUUACCUUACAUUAAUCCAUAUGCUGGCGACUGCUGUAACAAAAGCAACAAGAUCCAUUACUUGCGUAAUGUUUCCACAUCAAUGAUAAUGCUUAUGGUAAAAUAUUUAAAUGUAUUCCUAAUCAAUAAUUGCAGCCGUAUGAAACCAUAUUUAAUAUGUCAUUCUGUAUUCACUAUGACAUUAGAACGAGGCACAUAAUCUGCACUUAUUCUGUUGAGUCAGUAUGUGAAAACAAUAAUUUUGCAUAGUGUCUGACUGUAUUUACCAUUUCAAGAGUAAACCAGAAUUCGGCCAUGCUUUCAAAUACAGUUUAUCGGGAUGUAUGAGUUACCUCUCAGUGCUUUGUCGCAUACGGAUCAACAAUCCAAUUUUUUAGACAAGGCAUCUGUAGAGAGAUCAGUAACAGAAGGUUGUUUAUUUCUGAGACAUGACACUAACUCUAGAGGAAAGUGCUUGUUUUUCAUAAUGAUGAGAUCACUUCACCUCUGCCACAUGGUGUGUUUCAGGCUGAGAACUCUUCCAUGAGAAGUCACGUCAGGCCUUCUCCAAUGUAUCCUGUAAUCAUAAAGCACGAGUUGUUAACAGCAGCCAGAGCAUUAAUCAUACCUUGAGUGCAAACACACCAAAGGAGGUCGUCUUGAUUUGUUACUCACGUAAUUAAAAUGUUUUAUUUAUUAAAUCUA
Molecule: messenger RNA, 3014 nt
Organism: Pungitius pungitius (ninespine stickleback)
Lineage: Eukaryota; Metazoa; Chordata; Actinopteri; Perciformes; Gasterosteidae
Product: phosphorylase b kinase gamma catalytic chain, skeletal muscle/heart isoform
Exons: 10
Coding region: 358-1548 (396 amino acids)
Biological process (GO): protein phosphorylation; glycogen biosynthetic process
Cellular component (GO): phosphorylase kinase complex
Molecular function (GO): calmodulin binding; ATP binding; phosphorylase kinase activity
Source: RefSeq, a predicted model, not a curated record